AUGUGCUACGCAAUGGCCAUAUGGGUAUCAUUCGUCAGCGGUGUUCGGCGAUUUGCCUGUUGCUCAGGGGACAAAGGGAAAAGAAGACAGAAGUACAACGAGAAAAAUGAAAUAAACAACAACGAGCUCGAAGAACUCGAGGCGUCAAAUGCAGAGGCUCGCCGACUCCUGGACGAAGAAAAGCAACUGCUUCAAGAACAACUCAACGCAGCGAAUGCGCGAAUCGCUGAGCUAGAAUCUCAGGCCGCCGAAGCUCCUCCCCUUCCUCAAACUUUUGCUGCUUCUACUCCUAAAGAAACGCGCGUUCGAAUUGAAAAAGACGAAAAGAAUGAACAUGCUCCCCAAAGUCCCGAAGCAGCUCCUGUUGUAGAAAAACUCGACCUUGAGGAAAGCAACAUUUACGCCGAGUGCGAAUCGCUCCAGUGGGUCGUUGAAAACCUCAGGGACGAGCUUGCUACUUUACGGACGAAAAUGAACGAGUCGAUUCUUAGGGAAGAGGCAAGCAGUAGGGAAGUCUCAAAACUCGCCUCUGAGCUGCAGAAGUCGAUGGAAACGAGCGAGCGCUUCAACGACACGCGCUCGCAUUGCAACGACCUCCAGCGCGAGUUGAACGAGAGCGAGCAAAAAAUUCUAGAGCUCGAAAGAGCCAACGAAAAACUCUCCCAAAAAAUCGAGCAGCUUGAGUACAAACAGUCUUUGUAA
Molecule: messenger RNA, 702 nt
Organism: Oikopleura dioica
Lineage: Eukaryota; Metazoa; Chordata; Appendicularia; Copelata; Oikopleuridae
Source: the annotation of a GenBank genome assembly